This is a messenger RNA of Lemur catta (Ring-tailed lemur), 3424 nucleotides long. RefSeq names its product ATPase Na+/K+ transporting family member beta 4 (gene ATP1B4). Bases 68 to 1129 code for a protein of 353 amino acids. Gene Ontology annotation, biological process: potassium ion transport; sodium ion transport; regulation of DNA-templated transcription. The transcript is spliced from 8 exons. Gene Ontology annotation, cellular component: nuclear inner membrane; sodium:potassium-exchanging ATPase complex. The record is from RefSeq and is a predicted model, not a curated record. NCBI's taxonomy places the organism in Eukaryota, Metazoa, Chordata, Mammalia, Primates, Lemuridae.
CCAGCAGAAGCUCCAGAACUCUCGCCCACUUGCCUGCCUCUGCUGUGUCUUUGCCCACUGAAUAGCCAUGAGAAGGCAACUCCGGUCCAGAAGGGCUCCAGCCUUUCCUUACGGCUAUCGCUACAGACUUGAUGAUCAGGAUGAAGUGAACCAGAACUACUUAGCAGAUGAAGAGGAGGAAGCAGAAGAAGAGGCUCGGGUGAUGGUGGUGCCUGAAUUGGAGGAGGAGGAAGAAGAGGAGGAGAAAGAAGAAGUAGAAGAGGAGGAAAAGGAGGAGGAAGAGGGUCAGGGACAGCCAGCAGGCAAUGCCUGGUGGCGGAAAUUGCAGAUCCUGAACGAAUACCUGUGGGAUCCGGAGAGAAGGAUGUCUCUGGCCCGAACAGGCCUGAUCUUAGUCAUUUACUUCUUCUUCUAUGCCUCCCUGGCUGCUGUGAUCACUCUCUGCAUGUACACACUAUUUCUGACCAUCAGUCCUUACAUGCCGACCUUCACUGAGCGGGUGAAGCCUCCUGGAGUUAUGAUCAGACCCUUCGCCCAUAGCCUUAACUUCAACUUCAACGUUUCUGAACCUGACACUUGGCAGCAUUAUGUGAUUAGCCUAAAUGGCUUUCUCCAGGGUUAUAAUGACAGUCUUCAAGAGGAAAUGAAUGUAGAUUGUCCCCCGGGGCAGUACUUCAUCCAAGAUGGCAAUGAGGAUGAGGACAAGAAGGCCUGCCAAUUUAAGCGCUCCUUCCUGAAGAACUGCUCUGGUCUGGAGGACCCUACUUUUGGAUACUCUACUGGACAGCCCUGUAUUCUUCUAAAGAUGAACCGGAUUGUAGGCUUUCGUCCUGAGCUUGGAGAUCCUGUGAAGGUUUCCUGCAAAGUUCAGAGAGGUGAUGAAAACGACAUCCGAUCCAUCAAUUACUACCCAGAAUCGGCUUCUUUUGACCUCCGCUACUACCCUUACUACGGCAAACUGACUCACGUUAACUACACCUCCCCCCUGGUGGCAAUGCACUUUACAGACGUGGUGAAGAACCAAGCAGUGCCUGUGCAGUGCCAACUGAAGGGCAAAGGCAUCAUAAAUGAUGUCAUCAAUGAUCAUUUUGUGGGUAGGGUAAUCUUUACCCUGAACAUAGAAACGUAAGAACUUUAGGGGACCAAUCCCACCAGUUCUGUUUCUGUUUUAUGUUGUGUUAUCCCUGGUAGCACCUGAAUUCUUUUUCUUUAAUUAGGACACAGCCAGAUGGACACCUAAGACAGCAGGUCAUCUUUCCUUGCCUUUGACAUGUGUAUAAAAUGACAUUGUGGGAGCUGUUUGAUUUUUUAAAGGUAGUCUUUCCUGAUGCCAAAUAGAUUAAUUUCCUUUCCCUCCACUUAAAACUAAAACCCACUCUUGCUGCUAGAAAUUUCACUGUAGUGUAAACAUAGUGUCUAAUAAAAUUUACAAUAGCCAUGAAGGAGAAUUUCUAUGAUGAUUAUAAAUUCAUCAUGUUCUCUAAAAUUUUGUGGGUUUUAGAGGUGAAAUUCCUCCAAACCAGGCUGAUUCUCUAAUCCCUUUUUUCAAAACCUGCCUGGCAAGGUCCUUCCCUGGGAAUCACCACUCAGACCAACCCAGACUAUACUUAGGGCCAUUAUAUCUAUAGAAUUCUAUAUCCAGGGGUGCUUGAGAAACUGGCUGCCUCCCACAAGCAACUAAAUACUGAUUUGAAGACUAGAUUAUCUUCAACUGGGACGGAAAGCGGUGUUAACUGGAUAUUGUUCUGGGAUAAGAGAUAAAGACCUUCUCUAUGACUUUUUUAAGAGGUAGAACCCACUGCAAUUGGGUAGAACACUUAGCAUAUAUAUAUGAUUGGUGUUUGGUUCCUUGUUCUAUGGUGUAAUCAUCCAAAGGCAAACAUUCCUGCAAACAGAUUUGUCUCAGCUUCAGGCAGAGAAGAAACCAUGGAAGAAGAUCUCCACUGACUAAUUCUUCUUGAGCUGUUUGUUUAAUAGUAGUGUGAUGUUCUUUGAGACCAUCAAGGAUGUGUGUGUUGACCCCCAGCUACAGCUCUGGGGAUUGAAAUCAGGGUCUGCUAACUAAUACAUGACAAGACAGAAAGCUCCUGACAGGCCACCCAAAAGCCAAGGCUCAUUAGCCAGUUGUGCAUUUACUUUAAAAAUGACACGAGGCAGAUGUUUAUCCAGGUUGUGGAUCAGCCAGGUCACUUUGUCCUAUCUUUGGCCACGUGAUCAUUCCACUGCUUUUUAACACCUCCAGCAGGGGGAGGGCUGGGACAAGGAGAAAAGGCAAGCACCAGGGAAUAGCGUAGUGUCUCAGGAUCCAAAGCAAGUUUAAAUGCCACCUAGAAGCAUCCAGAGUCUGAAUCUCCUCUACAAUGUUUACUUUCUCCCAAAACUGGGAACUGGUAGUGAAGAUAAACAAGUAGAGAAGCAACCAUGAUAUAGUAUGAUGAGAGUUAUAAAACCAGUAUGUAGAAAUGCUGUGGGGAACAUGAGGAAAAAUAACUAUCUCAAGCUGAGAAAGUAGCAGAGGAAAUUUCACAUGCAAAGCCACAGUUAUGAAAGAACCAUGGUGUGUUUGGGUGACUGUGAACAGUUCACAUAACUGCAGUGAAAAGGGCUCAGAGGAAUGGCAGGGAGUGGCAAAGAUUGGGCUAGAAGAGGUAUUUAGGGUCUUUGAGUUUUAUCCAGUAGGUGAAAAGAAGUCAUUAAAGCAUUUUAAUCAGGGAAGCCCUGUGAUAGCAUUUGCAUUUUAGAAAGAGCACUUUGGCAACCAAAAUGUGAAGGGUGGAUUGGAGAGGGACAAGACUGGGGAAUGGGGGAAUGAGGGAGAAGGAGGAGUCAAGAAUGACUCCAAGGUUUUGAGCUUGGCUAGAACCAGUGAGAUAGUGAUACUAUUGAUUAAGACUGGGAAAACAAGAGAGAAGCAGGUUUGGAGAGGAAGAUGCUGAAAUCAAUUUUGGACAUUUGGCUUAUGAUUUUCUACUGGUCAGACGUUGAUGUGGAGAUGUAAACACAUGUAGAGUUGGGAAGAAGGGCAGAUGAGAACAAAAGCAACAUUCGAUUAUGUGAACUUGCUUAAGAAAUUCUAAGCUAUUUGAUCUUAGGAAUUGAAGCCAGUUAUUUAAACACACUACACCAAUCUAGUACAUAGCAGUGUUUUGUUCUCUUGGCUUUGUGACAGAAAGGACUGUUGUUGCUCUUUGGAAUCUCCUUCCCAGACACCUUCCAAGUCUUAUCAACAGAGUAGAGGGGGGCUGACCACUAUUAACAAGUGAUAGAAGAUGUAGGAUAUCAGGUCUAUGGAAAAUACAAAAAAACAAUGAAACUGUCUCCUGCCAACCCAUUUCCUUAGCAAAUUCAAUUUCAAAACUAACCUUUAAAAAGAAAAAGACAACUUGAAAGCCAUUUAAAAAUUACCUCAAUUUUUAAAACUAAC